UGGCGGUAGCAGCUGUUUGGGUUUCGCUGUAAACACAAACCACCUCGGAUAGUCAUUGCAACGAAACGGUCGAGGGGUUGGAGCUAUGCGCAAAGCCUGAGAGUGAACUUGGGAGUUUUUUUGGGGUAGGGUGGGAGGAAUGUCAAAUCAAAUAUGGGGGGGCUGUAAUGCUAACAUCUUGCAACAGAGCUUAACCGCCUCCAGGCGACACCGCCAGGCUCCAGCUGACCCCCUAAGGAGGCAAAGCGCGAUAGAAAACGGAUGGAUGGAAAUGGGAUUUUUCCGAGGCACCAGAUCAGGAGAGGGGGAGGGACCGAGUGACUGAGUGAUCGUCGGACACUUUGAAUGACGGCGCACCUGCUGCUUCUGAGGGACUUUGAUUUUAUCCGUUUUUAAAUUCCACUUUGUAAAAUUGCUUUCGUCAUGCCGUCCAACGGUCCCGCAGUCACCGAACUGUCUCGGCUGCCAGAAAACAAAAGCUCCAAUGACAUGAGUGAAGAUGGCGCAGACCAGGACAGUCCAGAGGAGGCCACUCUGGGGAGCCCCCCAAACAAGCGCCGAGUGGGCCGUCCUAGCAGGAAACGCAAACAGUUUCUUCCUGAGAUGGCAACGUCCGACCCCUCAGCCCCCUCAACUCCGCCGGGGGAGCUGGAGCGCUCCCCCCCUUCCCCUCGCAAGAAACGUGGGCGUCGGAAACUAGAGCAUAACGACGGGAAUAAGGGUAUUGCUUUGAGCGCAAAGUCAUCUGGCGAUACAGUGGAACCUCCAAAGCCUAACAUAGAUGAAGCCGACGACAGAAGCUGCGACUCCCCUCGAGAGGGUGAGACAGGGAGGUUGCGUAGGAAGCCGGUCCCCAGAGUGACUUUCCAGGCUGGAGACCCGUACUACAUCAGCAGGAGACAGAAAGAAGAAUGGCUCAGCCGCUGGAAGAUGGAGGCGGAGAGACAGGCUUACAGGAAAGCUGAGAUAUGCAUGAUGGACGACCUCACAUCAGAAGGCGACUUUCAAAAAGAGGAGGAGCCAGCCAGUCCGGACCCUCUGCCAUCCCAGCAGCAAACAGAUCCCGCCUCGCCGACCGUUGCCGUAACACCGGAACCAGUCGCCAGAGGAGACCAGGCGACGCCCAGAGAGAUUGAGUACCAGGAUGGCAGGGGCUUUGGCAUCGGCACGCUGGUGUUCGGGAAACUACGAGGUUUCUCCUGGUGGCCCGGCAGGAUCGUUUCCUGGUGGAUGAGCGGCCGUAGUCGAGCCGCCGAUGGGACUCGCUGGGUCAUGUGGUUUGGAGACGGCAAAUUCUCGGUGGUUUGCGUGGAGAAACUCAUGCCGCUCAGCUCUUUCUCGUCUGCCUUUCACCAACCCACCUACAACAAGCAGCCCAUGUACCGGAAAGCCAUCUUUGAGGCUCUGCAGGUGGCAAGUACGCGAGCGGGACGACCCACUCCUUCCUGCGACCCGAGUGAUGACGCAGAAGGUGUGGAGCCUCAGACCAGACAGAUGAUAGAAUGGGCUAUGACUGGCUUCUUGCCCAACGGCCCACAAUCACUGGACCCUCCCGAGGAGGAGCAGAACCCGUAUAAAGACGUCUACUCUGAGAUGUGGGCAGAACCGGAGGCGGCAUAUACUCCUCCCCCUGCCAAGAAACCUCGCAAGAACGCGGCGGAAAAAGCCAAGAUCAGAGAGGUGAUCGACGAAGGAACUAGAGAGAGACUUAUACAGGAGAUUAAAAAGAAAACGCGAAACAUCGAAGAUAUCUGCAUCUCCUGUGGAAGCCUCAGCGUCUCUCUGGAGCAUCCUCUCUUCAUGGGAGCAAUGUGUGUGGGUUGCAAAAAUUCCUUUUUAGAGUGCGCCUACCAGUACGACGAUGACGGCUACCAGUCCUAUUGCACCAUCUGCUGCGGAGGCAGGGAGGUCCUCAUGUGCGGCAACAACAACUGCUGUAGGUGCUUCUGCGUGGAGUGUGUGGAUCUGCUGGUGGGAAUCGGCUCGGCGGCGGCGGCCAUCAAAGAAGAUCCGUGGAACUGUUACAUGUGUGGGCCCCGAAACACCUACGGCUUACUGCGACGACGGGACGACUGGCCUUGCCGACUGCAGCAUUUUUUCGCCAACAAUCACGAACAGGACUUUGAGCCAGCCAAGUUGUAUGCUCCAGUCGCAGCGGAAAAGAGGCAGCCAAUCAGAGUCUUAUCACUGUUUGAUGGCAUUGCCACAGGACUUUUGGUGCUAAAGGAUCUGGGCAUCCAGGUCGAUAAGUACGUGGCGUCCGAGGUUUGUGAAGACUCCAUCACCGUCGGCAUGGUCAGACACCAGGGACGCAUCAUGUACGUGGGCGACGUCCGCAACGUAACCCAUAAACACAUCGAAGAGUGGGGACCGUUUGACCUGGUGAUAGGAGGAAGUCCCUGCAACGACCUCUCCAUAGUAAACCCUGCACGCAAGGGCCUUUACGAGGGAACCGGGCGAUUGUUUUUCGAGUUUUACCGUCUGUUGCACGAGGCUCGACCAAAAGAGGGUGACGAGCGGCCUUUCUUUUGGCUCUUCGAGAACGUCGUCGCCAUGGGCGUCAGUGACAAACGGGACAUAUCUCGCUUUUUAGAGUGCAACCCUGUGAUGAUCGAUGCCAAGGAAGUUUCUGCUGCCCACCGUGCUCGAUAUUUCUGGGGAAACCUGCCCGGCAUGUCAAGCUUCUCGAACGUAUCGUCAACAAACAGACCCCUGAGCCCCAUGACGAAUGACAAGCUGGACCUGCAAGAGUGUCUCGAGCAUGGUCGCACUGCCAAGUUUGAGAAGUUGCGUACGAUAACGACUCGCUCCAACUCUGUGAAGCAGGGGAAAGAUGAGCAUUUCCCCGUCUUCAUGGACAACAAGGAGGACAUCCUCUGGUGCACUGAGAUGGAAAGGGUGUUUGGUUUCCCUGUCCACUACACCGACGUGUCCAACAUGAGCCGGCUGGCAAGGCAAAGGCUGCUGGGACGUUCGUGGAGCGUUCCCGUCAUCAGGCACCUCUUUGCCCCUCUAAAGGAGUACUUCGCCUGCAACUAGUCACACAACCUCUCUCUCUCUCUCUCUCUCUCUCUCUCUCACCUCUCGCUCUCUGACCCUCGCAUACACUCACACACACACACGCAUACACACACAUUGUGACGACAGAUACAGUAACUGUACAUAGUACACAGCUCGUACAUGAAGGUUGGCUGACGCAGAUGAAACUGAUGACCAGAAUACGAAUACACCACACACACACACACACACACACACACACUGCUAAGGACUUCAUCCCUCGAUCCCGUAUAACCUACUGGCUAAUCUUGGUCCCCAGGUGCUGCCUUGUGGACACACACGCACACACACACACACAUACACGCAUACACUUGCUAGUGCAGACUCCGUACUGUAUAAUUACAGUACAGAUAUAGAGUGUAUAUCACACCCAAACUUCCUUCCACUUGACCUAAAACUGAUGUCUUCUGCUGUUUUGCAUUAGUUACAGUCUCGCCGAGGCACCGACACACCGCAUCUCUCUCAAUAUAUCACCAAAACGUAUGAUUACAAAUGUCAGACAUUCCGCGCAUAUAAGUGGAGGUGCUGAAGUUGCAUUAUCGAUGCAAUGAACACAUAUCCAAACACACAUCCACCACACACACACCAGCUAAAACCUGCGGUGCUGGCCUGGCCGGCAUGUAGUCGAGGCCAAAUGGUGCCACUUUGGUGUGACAUUUUUAUUACUGUUCUUGGUGCUCUCAGAGACUUUUUGGGGUCUCGGUUUGUUUUCAGUUGCUGCGGUUUGGUCUCCCGAGCAGAUUUAAGCCAAAUACUUGUAAGCAGGCACAGAGGUUAAACCAGCUACAGAGGCUGAGAAAAAAAAAAAGAAAAAAAGCGACACUCCAUGGUCACUUUCCCAAAAAUAACUCCUCUUUCAUCCCUCUGUUGAAUACAUCUUAGUGUGGAUGAGUUAAUCGCUGGAGCAGUGAGCCAAAGUAACAAAUAUAUUUUCAUUUGUACUUUGCUAUCAAACGCUAUCUGUCUUUUCGAGUCGGUCAGAAGGGUUGUUUAGCAAAUCCCACAGUGGGAUGUGGGUACAUUUUACUCUUCACUCUCUGGGAAUGUGCCUUUUCAAAAGUAUUUAGUGCCCUCAAGUGGCUUGGGGGGGCAGGAAAAAAAAAAAAGAAACGAAAAAUAAAACCGCGCGGCUCGUGUCGGUGCUUCAUUAGAAUUUUGUGGGAUUUCAUACAAAAUGUGCUGCGCUGUAUUUGUUACUUGAAACGUCUUGUCUUUUUAAAAAUUAACGUUAUGAAAAGAACAGAUGCUCUUUUAUGUACACAAUAUUUAUAUCCAGCAAUACCCCCCCCCCCCCCCCCCCUGUAACAUUGUGGAAAAGACAGCAUUUGCUCCGCAAAACAGCAUUUUCAGCACAGUGUAUUUGCCGUGUUUAUGUAGCGUGUGCCAUUUUUUUUUUUGGCUGUGUGCGAGUCAACUACUGAGCAACCCGAUUAUAUUCUCCCACAUGCUGGAACUUACUAUACUUGGCACUCAGCUUUGAAUACAGUAGAGUAGAGAGAGUACUGUAAUAGUUACUGCCAGUUAGCAUAUAAUAUAAACUUUGCGCUUGUUCUAUUUUUUUUUUCUUCAAUCAAAACUUUAAUUACCGAUUAAAGUGUAUUUGCCGUGUUUAUGCAGCGUGUGCCAUACAUGCUGUCUUAUCUAACAGACGAUUGUAUGAUCCAAUUAGCCCGACGUGAUACAUCCCAAAUUGUGCUUUCUCAAGUGUUUGCUGCUAUGCUACAAAAAAACAAAACAACAAAUAUUCAUCAUUAACACUGUUGUAAAAAUAAUGUGACAGGAAUAGGAAUUAUUCCAAACGCCUGGCUGCUACGUACUGUUGACGCCGCGCGUGUUCCACAAAGCAGCUAAGGAGGUUGUAACUCUGAAAGGGUGACAGAAUCGUCUGUCAAUACGUAGGGCACGUGAAGAGUCAGCAGCAUCCGGGUUUUAUUUGCUGUAGCUUUUGAGUUCAACAGCGUGUGACUUAAAACCUUUGUAGCGUCACUUGGUGAGAUUAAUAACAUUUUAUCUUGUAUUAUGUCGUUCAAUAUACAGAAACUUAAGAAAUGGCACCAUUUUGUAUUUAAUUCCCUUUUUUCCACAAGUUACUGGUACUGUGUGAUGAAGUGCUGAGCAUAAGCUGCAAACCUCAGGAGGUUUUCUGGCCUUUUAAAAAUUUUGGUCUGGUCAAAAAUGGCUCCACUCGGCGAGGUUUAACUCAUCCAGCAAGAUUAUUCAAGCCUGUUGAGGAGGAAAAGACAAAUGAAACUAGCUGUAGCGUGGCGUUGAUAAGGAGAUCAAGUCAUGGAGCUUUGUGGUGGAAAACAGCCUUUCUUAUGCCUCGGCCUCUUGUGCUCUGCUGCUGCGAUGUUGGGUGACAAACUAAAAGAAGGCUCGGUUGUAAAGAAGCAACCGGCGCUGGCAGCUCUACUGUCUUUAGUUCACAGGGAUGCAAAAUGUUCUCUAGUUGGCUUUUGCAUUUCCUGCCAGUGGAACGGAUUGCCGUGUGUUCAAACCAGAAAACUCACUUUGAAAAACACCGCACCGUUGGUGCACGGUGCCCCUCUUUGAAAUUGAAUAGAAAACAACAGGGACUUGAUUUGUUAGCUUGAGAAAUCUCCUUCAGUCUGGUGCUUUUGGUCCCACGUUGACCACCUUUUUCUAAGACAAAGCCUUCCAAUCCUCUGACCUUCCUCAGACAGCUGGACGCAUCCCGUCGACACACGUGUGCACAAACAAUCAGAAACUGUAAACCAGCAGUUUUGCCUGUUUUUUUUUUUUUUUCCCUCCCCCUCGCCAUCAUGUUUACUCUCCGUCUAUACAACCAAACUUCAGGUGCUUUUUCAACUCUGCUCUUUAUACAGUGCUCUAAAGUGCAGGUUGUACACACACACCCACACACACUCACUUCACACACACACACAGUUGCUGGAAACACCCUCAAUGCGGUGCUAGUUUACUCCAACUACAUCAAUUGUUAAUGCACAGAACAUGCAUAGUCACUGUGUUUCUGCAGGACACCCGUCACCACCAGGCCUUUCAUGGCAUUGCUGUUUGUGACGUCAUAACCCUGCGCCGCCUUGGUGCUCCUGAACCCCCCACCCCCCACCACCUUUCCACUCCGAUACUGCAUGUCAGUCUGUCCGUGUAAUCUCAUGUUAGAUUAGGGAAUUAUGAUGCCGAUAAUAAUAAUGGUAGUGUUAAUUACAACAAUAAUCCGUUAUUGUGUGUGUGUGUGUGCGUGUGUGUGUGUGUGUGUGAGUGUGUGUGUGUACUGUUCCAGGUUGGUGCUCAGUUCCGUUCAAUCUCAGCCUAGAGGGGAAGGAAGCUAUAGAGAACCUCUAAUUACAGUUAGUUGUAGUGACCUUGUCUUGUUGUAAGGAGAACUCGUGUGGAAAUGAGACUCACUCUCAAAUAAGAAAUGUGUUCAAGUGGCACCAGCUGCGGCCUUGCAUCGACUGGGGUGAAUUCACAAUCCAGCGGAACCUUGAAAUUGAAACUGUAGUCAAAAAGGUUUGCCAAAAAACACCAGGCGGUGACCAAUGGAACCCAAAUUGUACGUAAUGGUAGCAUAACGACGCAAUUGGUACACGCAUCUCUUUUAAAUCAACAGUAUUUCGAUGAUGAUAAUGAGGAGGUGACUCUCCAUCUUUGACAUAACGGCAACUCUGUCCAGACCGACAAGCCCUGCGGGUCUGAAUCAGCUUGACCUCUCGUGCAAAUUGGUCAUAGGGUCAGUCAGUUUGUAUGCACAUCCCUGUCCACGCUAUUCAUUACGACACGGUUAAACAUACCGUAAUUAAUCAGCUAUAACCUAAGAUCCCAAAUAGCGGGUGCCAAUUUGCCUGAUCGCUCACUUCAGCGGAUUGCGCAUGCUGUUGGCGGCAGGUGUCAAAGGAAAGGAGGUCUUUGAAAGCGGGUUUUGCAUCUCAGGGAGCGCUGAUCGUUUUCACCAUGCAACAUUUUGGGAGAGCGCCACAAUUGCAAAAUGACGUUUGAAGUCGUGUUAGUGAAAGACAAAACGCAUUACUGCACUGAGUGACACAAAAGGAUUGAAGAACCCGCCCUUUUAUCCGCCGCCGUCGUUUUUUAUUUUUUCCCAAGCAGAAUUCGAAUCGUCGAUUUGCCAAGCCAAACAGGCUGGAAACAAAAAUCAGAAUUUGUGGUGUGAUGCGAACAUGUUUCUGUUUGAGAGUGCAGGGAGACAAAAGCCAGAGAGAGGCGGGCGUAGUUUUGAUUGACGGCUGUCAAAUGCCAGAGUUGAUGUUGUCUUAAGCCAGUGAAGACGGUUUGCCUAUUGACAGCUUUUAGGCUGAGUGAUGCACAAUUUUCAACACUGAUAUCAGACUCGCACUCACCAAAAAAAAACCCAAAACAAUAAAUUACUGUUGUUCACAUCCACAGAGCAAACACUGCACAUACACAAACGCAACACCGACAGACUCGAUGCUGCAGCGCAUUCAGACGACACUCAUCUCAAGGACUAAAUGAAAGAUGAGCUUUUAGGAAAAGUGGAACUGCUGGUGUUUCAAAAAGGUGCUACAAUUGUUUUCUGAAAAUAAGAAAAAAAUAUAUUGCUAGGAGUAUAAAAGUUUGUCUUUACAAUGACUGUAUUUAAGUUUGUUGUAGUAAUGAAGAGGCACUAUUAUUAUUUUACUCUUGUAUGAAUAUGAACUAAUUAAAAGGCAUUUUAACUUUCUACUUGAACAAUGUAAGGAAAGAACCGUGAAUUAAAAAAAAGGCUGUUUCUUGUGA
This is a messenger RNA of Hippocampus zosterae (dwarf seahorse), 7794 nucleotides long. Its product is annotated as DNA (cytosine-5)-methyltransferase 3A-like. The transcript has 24 exons. Bases 424 to 3039 code for a protein of 871 amino acids. Gene Ontology annotation, molecular function: methyltransferase activity. Gene Ontology annotation, biological process: negative regulation of DNA-templated transcription. Gene Ontology annotation, cellular component: nucleus; cytoplasm. The record is from RefSeq and is a predicted model, not a curated record. Lineage: Eukaryota; Metazoa; Chordata; Actinopteri; Syngnathiformes; Syngnathidae.